Molecule: messenger RNA, 2018 nt
Organism: Homalodisca vitripennis (glassy-winged sharpshooter)
Lineage: Eukaryota; Metazoa; Arthropoda; Insecta; Hemiptera; Cicadellidae
Gene: CCT8
Product: T-complex protein 1 subunit theta
Exons: 10
Coding region: 128-1768 (546 amino acids)
Biological process (GO): protein folding
Cellular component (GO): chaperonin-containing T-complex
Molecular function (GO): ATP-dependent protein folding chaperone; ATP hydrolysis activity; ATP binding
Source: RefSeq, a predicted model, not a curated record
GGUCUAAGUUCUUGUUCUUCGUUCCCGUUUGUUCUGGGACUGAACAUCGUUGAGACGAGUAGCUAAGUUGUUUCGUAAAAUUGUGUUUGGAAAUAGUAAAUAAAAAAACUAGUAAAUUUGCUUCAUCAUGGCUUUACACAUUCCUAAAGCCCCGGGAUUUGCCCAAAUGCUGAAAGAUGGAGCUAGGCAUUUUUCUGGAUUGGAAGAGGCUGUAUUUCGCAAUAUCAGUGCUUGUAAGCAGUUCGCUGAAACAGUACGAACUGCUUAUGGACCCAAUGGGAUGAACAAGAUCAUAAUAAACCACAUUGAGAAACUUUUCGUAACAAAUGAUGCUGCUACUAUAAUUAAGGAGCUGGAGGUGGAGCACCCAGCAGCAAAACUUAUGAUAAUGGCUUCAGAAAUGCAAGAGAAAGAGAUUGGUGAUGGGACAAACUUUGUCAUUAUAUUUUCAGGUGCUUUAUUAGAAGCUGCUGAAGAUCUUUUGAGAAUGGGUCUCACUCCCACAGAAAUUGUUGAGGGAUAUGAGAAAGCUUUGUCUAAAGCUUUAGAAAUACUUCCCACUUUGGUGUGUUAUGAGGUCAAAGAUAUUAAAAACGAAGCUGAAGUGAAGAAAGGAAUCAAAACAGCUAUAAUGAGUAAACAGUAUGGAAAUGAGGACUUUUUAACAGAAAUAAUUACCAAAGCCUGUGUGUCUGUUUUGCCUGAAAUAACAAGUUUCAACGUUGACAAUGUUAGAGUUUGCAAAAUAUUGGGAUCUGGCUUAUUCAACUCUCAAGUUGUCCAAGGAAUGGUCUUCAAAAGAAAUGUAGAAGGAGACAUCACAAAGAAAACUGGAGCCAAAAUUGCAGUAUUUACAUGUGCUGUUGAUAUUACACAAACAGAAACUAAGGGAACUGUAUUGAUAAAGACUGCAGAAGAGUUGAUGAAUUUCAGUCGUGGAGAGGAGAGCUUGUUGGAAGAACAGAUCAAGGCUAUUGCCGAAUCUGGAGCUGACGUAAUUGUAGCUGGAGCCAAGUUCGGUGAUAUGGCGCUCCACUAUGUCAAUAAGUACAAAAUGAUGGCUGUCAGACUCAACAGCAAGUUUGACUUGCGCAGACUUUGUAAAGCUGUCAAUGCUACUGCACUACCUAGACUUACACCUCCAAACAAGGAGGAACUAGGCUACGCUGACACUGUAUGUGUUGAUGAGCUCGGAGACACCUCUGUUGUAAUAUUCCGAGUUGAGGCAAAGGAGAGUCGCAUAUCAACAAUUGUUGUUCGUGGAUCUACGGAUAAUUACAUGGACGACAUUGAGAGAGCUAUUGAUGACGGAGUCAAUACAUUCAAGGGGCUAUCAAAGGAUGGGCGGCUGGUGCCUGGAGCAGGAGCGGUGGAAAUCGAGUUAGCACGGCAAGUUUCCUCGUAUGGAGAGACCCUGCCUGGUCUAGACCAGUAUGCAGUGACAAAGUUCGCAACAGCACUCGAGAGUUUUGUGAAAACUCUCUCAGACAACACUGGUGUAAAAUUUAAUGAAGUUAUUUCCAAAUUGUAUGCUGCUCAUCAAGAAGGCAAAAUUAAUUAUGGAUUUGAUAUUCAGGAUGACAGGGGAGCGAUCAUAGAUGCCAAGGAAGCUGAAAUUUUCGACUUGUACUUGACAGUGAUGUGGGGUCUAAAGUUCGCCACAAAUGCUGCGUGUACGAUCUUGAAAGUUGAUCAAAUCAUUAUGGCAAAGAGAGCAGGUGGACCUAAAGCUCCUAGCAACAGACCUAAAAAUGAUGAGGAAGACUGAAAUGUUCAAUACACUAACUAAAACUUCACUGGAAUAUGUUAACAUAUUAACAUUUUUUUAUUGUUAAAAACUAAUUAUUUAUAAAUAAACGUUUUUACAAUAAACCAACUAGAAUUUCAAUGGAACAUGUUAACAAAUUAACAUUUUUUUAUAGUUUAAGAGCUAAUUGGUAAACAUUAUUAUCUAUUUUGCUUUACUGUUUUUAUCAGUAUUCUAAUUGUAUAUUUUGUAAAUAAAUAUCUAAACCAAA